This is a messenger RNA of Aureobasidium subglaciale EXF-2481, 1281 nucleotides long. RefSeq lists its product as uncharacterized. NCBI's taxonomy places the organism in Eukaryota, Fungi, Ascomycota, Dothideomycetes, Dothideales, Saccotheciaceae. The transcript has 2 exons. The coding region runs from base 1 to 1281 and encodes 426 amino acids. The record is from RefSeq and is a predicted model, not a curated record.
AUGCCAGGAACAAUAACUGUGGCAUCGAUUGCCGCUCUAGCGGCACUCUCCACCUACAUCAUCCCUCCAAUCCGCCAUGAGCUCAAAGUUAUUGGAGUGGGUAGACCUGCAAUAACCUCGACGAUAGCGAAUGCAGCAGAUUAUGUCAAGAUAGAGGACACGACUCAUUGCGAAGAUUUGCAUUACUAUGCCCCUGCAAACUUGCUGUUUACGGCUUGUGAGGAUAGACAUACCAGGUUUUCAUGGUUUCCUCCAUUGGGAAGUUUCGAGCCGCCCACGGAUGGGACACAGGGAAGUAUUCAUGUCGUUGAUCCCAAGACUAUGAAAAGCAUCCGUCUGUCCUUUAUUGAUUUCGACAAGACAUUUGUAACCCACGGCAUCGAUGUCAUCGCCGACCCUUCGGCAAAAAACACUGUAUACAUCUUCGCCGUAAACCAUCAACCCAAUCCAGAAUUCGUGGCUUCUCGUCGCGAACACAUUCAAAAGAGUAACUCACGCAUCGAACUCUUCAGACAUGUCAUUGGCACCAGUACAGCAAAACACAUUCGCACAAUCAGCCAUCCACGUAUUGAAACGCCUAAUGAUAUACACGCAAUCAGCCCUACGGAGUUUUAUGUCACGAAUGACCAUUUCUACAGGGAGGGCUUGAUGAGAGAACUUGAGGGCGUGGCACCGGUGAAAUGGUCGAAUACACAACUCGUGUCCAUUACAGAUCUCUACGCUACUUCUCCCUCUGAAGGCUUGGGAGUUCAAACCGCUCUGACGGGAAUCAAGAACAAUAAUGGCCUAGGCCAUGUUCACGAAAGCGAAGAAGUCACGGUGGUCAGUGCAGAGAGAGGAAUCCUCUACCGCGCCUUCCCGCACGCCGAGAACAAGACUCUAGAAGUUAGGGAGAGCAUACACUUGGACUCUACCCUGGAUAACCCGACUUGGUACCACGACCCCUGGGCCACCGACUCCGACGACAAAAGUGGCUACAUCCUAGCCGGUCUAGCCCGCGGACUAGACCUCGCCUCCAACAUCAAAACCCCAAACGCCAAAGAUCCCGUUUACGUAUGGCUAGUACAACCAGACCCUUCCCACACUUUAUCAAAGGGACAACAAGAGGGCAAUUGGCAAAAGAAAUUGGUCUUUCAAGAUGACGGGGGUAAAGUUAGAACAGCUAGUGCUGCUGUAGUCAUCGGUAUUGAUCCCGGGUUGGAGGGAGGAAAGAAAAGGGGUUGGUUGUUUGUUACUGGUUUCAUGUCGGAGAAUAUGGUUGCUACUAAGAUUGAUUUGUAA